AUGGCCUCCGGAACAGUCCGAGUUGCUGUGACCCAGCAUGAGCCGAUUUGGCUGGACCUCGAGGCUACAGUGAAGAAGACAUGCGAGAUCAUCCAAGAAGCCGCUGCAGCAGGAGCUAAGCUGGUGGCAUUCCCAGAAGUAUGGAUUCCGGGCUAUCCUGCAUGGAUCUGGUCGAGACCGGUUGACUUUGACUUGGGUGUCAGCUAUGUUGAGAACUCCCUAGCGGUCGACAGUCCAGAGAUGAAGCAAAUCUGUGCAGUAGCUGAAGAGAACGCGAUCAACGUCUCCUUGGGCUUCUCUGAGCGUGCAGGCCGGUCCGUAUACAUCGCCCAAGCACUGAUCGACGAGAAGGGCCAGAUCAGAAUGAAGCGACGCAAGAUGAAGCCCACUCAUAUGGAACGUACCAUCUUCGGCGAUGCCUCCGGCGACUGCUUGGCCAAAGUUGUGGAUGUACCCGAAGUUGGCAACGUUGGCAGCCUCUCCUGCUGGGAACAUAUCCAGCCUCUGCUGAAGUAUUUUACACUCAGUCAACAAGAGCAGAUUCAUGUUGCUGCGUGGCCCCCACUCAAUGAUUUCAUCGAAGGGAGCCCUGGAUUCUGGUCUAUGUCAACCGAGGGAUGCCGUAAUCAAGCCCAAACGUACGCUAUCGAGUCGCAAGCCUUUGUCUUGCACUGCACGUCGGCCCUCAGUGAAGCUGGCAUCGACCUCAUGAAGACCGCUGGAGCUCCAGUGAUGGGAAACCCGACAGCCGGCAGCUCGGCAGUCAUCGGCCCUGACGGACGUGUCUUGACUUCUGCUGGAAAGAGCGAACAACUCAUUACAGCCGAUCUCGACUUGAGCUUGGUCACGAAGACGAGGAUCUUCGCAGAUGCUUCUGGCCACUACUCUCGCCCUGAUCUUCUGUGGUUAGGAGCUGACCCGACCACAAAGAACGUUGUGAGACCAGCUUGA
This is a messenger RNA of Cyphellophora europaea CBS 101466, 951 nucleotides long. RefSeq lists its product as uncharacterized. NCBI's taxonomy places the organism in Eukaryota, Fungi, Ascomycota, Eurotiomycetes, Chaetothyriales, Cyphellophoraceae. The transcript has a single exon. Gene Ontology annotation, molecular function: catalytic activity. The coding region runs from base 1 to 951 and encodes 316 amino acids. The record is from RefSeq and is a predicted model, not a curated record.